Molecule: messenger RNA, 852 nt
Organism: Penicillium maclennaniae
Lineage: Eukaryota; Fungi; Ascomycota; Eurotiomycetes; Eurotiales; Aspergillaceae
Product: aromatic ring-hydroxylating oxygenase subunit alpha
Exons: 7
Coding region: 1-852 (283 amino acids)
Molecular function (GO): iron ion binding; 2 iron, 2 sulfur cluster binding
Source: RefSeq, a predicted model, not a curated record
AUGACUGAACUCAGACGUACCCUACCUGCCUCAUGGUACACCAACGAGUCGCUCUAUCAGAUGGAGCGAAGGGCGAUUUUCAAUAAGUCUUGGUAUCUGCUUGGUCCGGUCACCAAGUUCCAGACUGUGGGCGAGCAUUAUGAGUAUGAACAUGCGCAGCAACCCAUAUAUGUUGUUCGUACUUCCGGUGAUACUUUGAAUCCAACAGCCGAAGAGCUGAAGGUGUUCCACUCAGAGACGAGCAAGGAACUGCGUAGCCAUCUUACCCCAACUGGUCUACUGUUCUCAACCAUUUCCGAUGAAGCUCCCAGCUUCCACGAGUUUUUCCCUGAUAUUGAGGAGCUACUUGCAAAAGUGGACUUCACCAAAUUGCCUUACAGGCACAGUAUCAAAUAUGAAGGCCGUUUCAACUGGAAGACCAUGGUCGAUGGGUACCAAGAGUGUCUGCACUGUCAGUACACUCAUCCAUCAUUUUCCAUAUAUUAUCCGCCUACUUUCUAUACCGUGAAGAACUCCCAUAAUUUCAGUCAGCACAUCGCCGAUCCCAAGAAGCCGGAUGACGGACUCUUUCUUUACACCUUCCCGAAUUCUACGAUCAAUGUGUACGGAGGCGGAAUGUCUUCUUUUCGAGUGUGUCCGACAUCUGAUCCCAACGUGACUCGCAUGGAGUUUGACUACUACCACUUGGAGUCGGGCGAGAAAUUUGACGAGUACUACAAGUUUGUGCGGCAGGUCGCGCACGAGGACUUCGAGCUCUGUGAGAAAGCCCAGUUUAAUCUCUCACAGGGUGUCUACCACGAGGGCAUCUUGAAUCCCGAGAAGGAAACAGGUGUCUCUUCAACGAGUAUUUGA